AAAGCACUCUAUAUAUUGGGAGCUUCGUUCCGGCAUGUAGGGUUUUAGCCGCCGCUUGCGACCAUGGUGAAGGGCAGGCAAGGCGAGCGAGUUCGGCUUUACGUCCGUGGAACAGUGCUCGGCUACAAGAGAUCGAAGUCGAAUCAGAAGGAGAAUACGUCGUUGAUCCAGAUCGAGGGCGUCAACACCAAGGAAGAAGUGGGAUGGUACUGCGGCAAGCGGCUGGCUUACAUCUACAAAGCGAAGGUCAAGAAGGAGGGAUCUCACUAUCGGUGCAUCUGGGGAAAGGUCACUCGUCCUCAUGGAAACAGUGGCGUUGUCCGGGCUAAGUUCAAGUCCAACUUGCCGCCAAAGUCCAUGGGAUCCAAGGUUAGGGUUUUCAUGUACCCAAGCAACAUCUGAGUUCAACUAGAGGGUCUCCUGGUGAGCAAGAGUUGUUGCUGGAGUUUGGCACACAAAACCUGCUGGUUUUGCUGAACUGGUGUUUUUUUUUUUUUUAUCAAUUGUUUAACAAUCAUAAUCUCUCUUUUCAGUGAAAGCUGGGACUUAUGCUCAGAUUUACUACAUUUGAAGUCUUUUCUGAUUUAUUGUCUACAUAUAUAUAUAUUGCCCUUCAUUUUA
This is a messenger RNA of Dioscorea cayenensis subsp. rotundata (Guinea yam), 621 nucleotides long. RefSeq names its product 60S ribosomal protein L35a-3. Gene Ontology annotation, molecular function: structural constituent of ribosome. Gene Ontology annotation, cellular component: cytosolic large ribosomal subunit; ribosome. NCBI's taxonomy places the organism in Eukaryota, Viridiplantae, Streptophyta, Magnoliopsida, Dioscoreales, Dioscoreaceae. The transcript is spliced from 5 exons. Bases 64 to 402 code for a protein of 112 amino acids. Gene Ontology annotation, biological process: ribosomal large subunit biogenesis; cytoplasmic translation. The record is from RefSeq and is a predicted model, not a curated record.